Molecule: messenger RNA, 1800 nt
Organism: Fonsecaea pedrosoi CBS 271.37
Lineage: Eukaryota; Fungi; Ascomycota; Eurotiomycetes; Chaetothyriales; Herpotrichiellaceae
Exons: 2
Coding region: 1-1800 (599 amino acids)
Biological process (GO): carnitine metabolic process
Cellular component (GO): mitochondrion; peroxisome
Molecular function (GO): carnitine O-acetyltransferase activity
Source: RefSeq, a predicted model, not a curated record
AUGGCUGCAGAGUACCGAGAAGACCUCUCGAAAGGUCCAAUGCUUCGUUUCGAAGAUUCCCUACCCAGACUACCAGUUCCUCCCCUCGAAGAAACCUCCGCCCGGUACCUGAAGAGCCUGCACCCUCUCCUAACCAAAGAGGAGUAUGCUGCCUCGGAAAAGGCUGUCGCUGCACUGAACAAACCAGGAGGCAUCGGCCAGAAGCUGCAAGAGAGGUUAAUAGCAAAAGCAAAAGACCCCAACGUCAAGAACUGGAUAAUUGACUGGUGGAACGAGUCUGCGUACUUGGGCUAUCGUGAUCCAGUGGUGCCGUACGUCUCGUACUUCUACUCAUUCCGCGACGACCGUCGGAGAAGAAACCCUGCGAAACGUGCCGCUGCCAUCACGACCGCGGCCUUGGAGUUCAAGAGACAGGUCGAUGACAAGACUCUGGAACCCGAGUAUAUGCGCAAGAAGCCCAUGGCCAUGAGCAGCUACGAGUACAUGUUCAACACCUCCCGCGUCGCAGCCCUUCCCGUGGAUUAUCCUAUUCAAUACCCUGCCGAGGGCAACGAGCACAUCAUUGUCAUGCGCAACAACCAGUUCUGGAAGGUUCAGACCCAUGUUUCGGGCAGACAGCUCAACACCUCCGAGCUCGAGCUUCAAUUCAACAAGGUCUACAAGAAUGCCCAGCUGGCCGACCCCGUUGGUGCCAUUACGUCUUUCCCCCGCGACCAAGGCGCCACUGCCCGCCAAAACCUUCUGUCCGCGUCUCCUUUGAACGCCGAGGUCCUCAAAGAGAUCGAGUCUUCGUCGUUCAUCGUGUGCCUGGACUCCAGCGCGCCCGUCACCCUUGAAGAGCGUGCUCACGUUUAUUGGCACGGCGACGGCUCGAACCGAUGGUACGACAAGCCUAUCCAAUUCAUCAUCAACGAUAACGGCACCGCCGGCUUCAUGGGUGAACAUUCCAUGAUGGAUGGUACCCCGACUCACCGUCUCUGCGAUACAGUGAAUGCUCUCAUCACUCACAAUAAACUCGACUUCGACAACCCAUCCGUCCGCUCCGACCUGCCCGACCCUGUUGCCUUGAAAUUUGAAACCUCCGCAGCUGUGCUUGACGACCUGGCCGCCGCACAGUCGCAGUUCCGUCAAGUCAUUGGUGCCCACGACCUCCGCGUCCAGGCAUACCAAGGAUACGGCAAGGGACUGAUCAAGAAGUUCAAGUGCUCCCCCGACGCGUACGUGCAGAUGGUCAUCCAGCUGGCCUAUCACAAGAUGUACGGCAAGAACCGACCCACAUACGAAUCUGCCGCCACGCGAAAGUACCAGCUGGGUCGAACAGAAACCACUCGCACAGUCUCGGACGAGAGUGUGGCUUUCUGCAACGCCAUGGCCGACCCCUCUGUCUCCCGCGAAGAAACCGAACGUCUCUUCCGCGCUGCUGUUCAAGCGCACGUGCAAUAUACGGCUGAUGCAAGCGACGGCUAUGGCGUGGACCGUCAUCUGUUCGGUCUGAAGAAGCUCAUCCAACCCGGCGAGGAGACACCUGAGGUCUUUACUGAUCCCGCAUACACCUACUCGAGCACCUGGUACAUCUCGAGCAGUCAGCUGAGUUCCGAGUACUUCAACGGUUACGGCUGGAGUCAAGUUGUGGACCAAGGCUGGGGCAUUGCUUAUAUGAUCAAUGAGAACAGUUUACAAUUCAACAUUGUCUCCAAGAAACUCGGCUGUGAACGGAUGAGUUUCUACCUCAACGAAGCGGCCAGCGACAUCAGAGACAUGCUCCUACCCAGCAUGGAGACGCCCAAGGCCAAGCUGUAA